AAAUUUUUUUAAAGAGUUUUUAUGAGAAAUCGCGUAUUCAUUAUUUAUUGCCAAUACUUGUUUUAGUUAUUUAUUCAUUUCUUGGAGGCGCUAUAUUUUACACAAUUGAAAGUCCGGCUGAACAAAAUGUUUUGAUUAAGAAAAAAGAGUAUGUAGAAAGGGAAGGUAAUCAAAAAUAAAUAUUAAUUUAAAAAUAUUUAUUUUUAAAAGAAAAACAUAUAAUCUCAGAAGUUUUGGCAAUUGAUAGAAAAUUAAAAGAAAUGAGAAAUAAUUACAAUUUAAGUACACAAAAUAAAAGUGAAAUAUUAGAGACAUUUGCAAGUAUAACUACUUUAAAUAAAGAAAUAUUUAAAUAUCGGCGUUUGGCAAUGAAUAGAAUACAUAAAGUUAUUUAUUGGUAUGUACUUCAAAGUUAUUACCUUAAUGAUCAAGAGACAUAUAAAUCAUCUCUUUUAAAUCCAAGCAGCCCUGAACGUUUAUGGAAAACACAUUUCCAAUCAGGUUCUGGUGAACUUGGUAUUGGCCGUAUUUUGGCUCUUCGAAAUUAUACACAACAAUUAGCCGAACGUUGUUGGGAACUUGGUUAUGGAGCACAUAAAGCAGAAUAUUUAAAUAAAGCUUUACGUGUUAGUAUUGAUGAAUUUAAUAAAUUUGUUGGUUUACAACAUACACUUACACCUUCCUGGACAUUUUGGAAUUCAAUGUUUUUAGCUGUAACAACUUAUUCAACAAUUGGUUAUGGAAAUAUUGUGCCAAAAACUCGACUCGGAAAAUUUUUUGCAAUGAUUUAUGCAGUUAUAGGAAUUCCAAUGACUUUUAUGAUUUUACACAAACUUGGCCGUUUCUUUCUUCUUUGUUUAGAAUGUUUUUGGCAUAAACUUAUUUGGUUAAUGGAAUUUAUUAGUUGUGUUAAAGAUGCUGAAAAAUUAAAAGGAAAAGUGCAAGGUUCUGGUGGUAUGCCUGUACUUUUAGCUAUUGGAGUUGCCUUUUCUUGGAUGUUUUUAUGUGCUGCUAUUUUUCUUCAAUUUGAGCAAGAUUGGGAUUAUUUUAAAAGUUUUUAUUUCUUUUUUUGUUCACUCACAACUAUUGGAUACGGUGAUGUUACCCCAACAAAUUCUGAGGAUAUGUUUAUAAUGUUUGGAUUUAUAAUUGUUGGCCUUUCACUUGUUUGUUGA
Molecule: messenger RNA, 1175 nt
Organism: Meloidogyne enterolobii
Lineage: Eukaryota; Metazoa; Nematoda; Chromadorea; Rhabditida; Meloidogynidae
Source: the annotation of a GenBank genome assembly